Messenger RNA from Eimeria maxima, 2925 nucleotides. RefSeq lists its product as hypothetical. The record is from RefSeq and is a predicted model, not a curated record. The coding region runs from base 1 to 2925 and encodes 974 amino acids. Lineage: Eukaryota; Apicomplexa; Conoidasida; Eucoccidiorida; Eimeriidae. The transcript is spliced from 6 exons.
AUGUUUGUACCCAGCAGCAGGGGCCCCAGGGGCCCCCUGCUCUCUUCGCUCCCUCAUGACCCUCCAGUGGGGGCCCCUAGUACCCUGUUAAAGGGUACUAGAGCAGAUAAUAAAAGCUCAAGAGUCACACCAGCAGCAGCAGCAGCAGCAGCAGCAGCAGCAGGAGAAGCAGGAGAAGGAACAGCAACAUCCCCUUCUGCUAUAUCUCUCUCUUCUUCUCGUCCUUCAUCUCCUUCUCCUGCUUCUGCUACUACUGCAGCAGCAGCAGCAGCAGCAGCAGCAGCAGCAGCAGAUUCUGCUGCUGCUGCUGCUAUAUCCUCUAUAGGGGCAGAGGCCUAUUUAUUACUAAAUCCCCAGCAAAUAGAGAAACAAAGAAAAACAAAUAAAACUAUUCGUUGUCUUCUUAAUAAAAGAAGAGAAGAAAAAGAAAAUAAACAAAGAGGGGCCCCCCAGGGGGCCCCAGGGCCCCCAGGGCCCCCAGGGUCACCAGGAUAUUGGGAGGGGCCCCCUGCUGGGGCCCCUGGGGGGCCCCCACAGGGGCCCCCUUCUUCUAUUUAUAAACAAAGAAAUGAUGAUAAAUUAAGAGAAGGGGAUCUGUCUCCUGCAGAGACUAAUGAGACAGAUGCAUGCAGUACAGAGGGCAGCAACGCAGCUGCUGCUCCUGCUGCUGCUGCUGCUGCUGCUGCUGCUGGUGCAGGUGCAGAAGCAGCAGCAGGAGGGAAGUGGGAUCGGGAUUGGGAUCGGGAUCGUCAACCGCUCCCUCUACCUGAAUUUACUUUGUUGCCUAAUCUACCUGAGGAGCAGCAGUCGCCGCAGCAGCGGCGUCCGCUGCAGCCAUGGCAGCAGCAGCAGCACGAGAAGCUGCUGCGGCUGCAGCAGCAGCAGCAGCAGCAGCAUUAUAGGGAGAGAGGAUCUAUAAGGGGCCCUAGACCCCUUAAGAGAGACAGGGAGAGAAUGGAGGCAGCAGCAAGAGCAGAAGCUUGUGCUGCUGAGGUUGCUGCAGCAGGAGCAGCAGCAGCAGCAGCAGGAGCAGAUUUCUUUGGUAGAAUGCAUGCAGAAUGUGUUGCCUUGUUAAAUAUGCUAAGACCUAGCGAGGAAGAAGAUGCAAGAAAAAGAGAGGUAAAUAGCAGCAGCAACAGCAGCAACAACAACAGCAGCAGCAGCAGCAGCAAUGCAUGCAGCAGCAGCAAGAACAACACAUACAACACCACCAUCAGCACCACCUCCACCUGUAGCACCACCACCAGAACCACCUCCACCAGCAGCAGCAGCACCAGCAGCAGCAGCAGGAUCAGCAGCAGCAGCAGCAACAGGAAGACUUGUCGUUUUGUGCGUUUCCUACGGGAGUUGAAUGAAGGUGCUGCAGCAGUAACAGCAGCAGCAGCAGCAGCAGCAACAGAUUCAUCUCGUGCUGCAGCAUUAGAUAUUCUUCCUAAGGAGCAGCAGGAGGAGUUGCAGCAGCAUUUGCAGCACAUGUUGCAACAGCAACAGCAGCUGCAACAGCAGCAGCAUGAUUCAACUUCUGCUGCUUUUUCUGCAACAGCAUCAGCAGCAUCAGAAUCAGCAGCAGCAGCAGCAGCAGCAGCAACUGCAGCAGGAGCAGCAACAUUUGCAUAUAAUAUACAACCUAUUCUUAAGGCAAGACUUACCGAGUAUCCGCUGCUGCGCCCUCUUGUGCUGCUCAACAAGUUGCUGCUGCGGCACUUAGAUCUUCAUGAGCCAUUUAAGGGUGGCGUUGGUUCUUAUUUGCUGUUUACGAUGCGUCAGAGAAGAGGGAGAAUUGUUGAUGAAGCGAAGCAUCAGAAGAGGAAUGAAUCCGAUGCGGCUGAGUGCGGAGAGCCCCCUGGUAAGAAGGAAGCCGCGUUUAAAUCCUGCUCCCCGAGCAGCAGCAGCAGCAGCAGCAGCAGCACUAUCCUACAUAAGCGAGGUGCUGCUGGUGUAGACUGGUGUAGGGAGCAUGAACGCACACGAGACAUAGGCUCCUCUGCGCACAAGAUUAUGGCAGUGCGCGAAGCCUGGCGUCGCGCAUAUAUGCGCCUUGCCAGCCGCCUGGCUUCAGAGGUCCGCAGUGGUGGUGCUGCAGUAGCAACAGAUGAAGACCCCAACAACCAACCAUCAGGAGGUCAUUCUCCUGCUGCACAGCCGAUCUUGAGCUGCUUCUUUGGUGAUUCGUGGCCGGAAGGGCUGGUCACAAAGCCUAGCAGCAGCAGCAGCAGCAAGAAGAGAGGUAAACAUUCAUGUGGAGUUGCCAUGCUCCGGCCUGGCAUUUGGGUGACGCGUUCCGUUCAAAAGGAGAUGGAGGAGGUAGUGCAGCGCCUCGUGGUGGUGUCUAGACAUUUGAAGGAGAGGCAGCAGAGGCGCUACUUUUCUCCUGCACCUCGCAAGCCGCUAGUUGAUUUAACAGAACAGGAAAUAAGCGGCGAAGAGGAAGUAUCCGAAGCAUCUUCCGACAGCGGUGCCGCAGAAAACCUGCACAAAUUCCCGUGGAUGCGGCAGCACCAGCAGCAGGAGCAACAGCAGCAGAAGCAACGGAAACACCGGAAGCAAGAGAGCAAGCAGGACCAUGAGACGUCCUCUUCUCGCAGCAGCAGCCCCACAUAUCCUUUCGGGGGAACAGUUGCUGGAGUUUCAACUUUGGGCUUUCCUGCUGCACAAAAGACCACAAAGGCCAAGGGUACAGCAACAUCGGUGCUCACUAGUGUGUCUUCUGACUCCUCUGAGAAGCCUUCUUCUGUCAUUUACCUCGACAGCAGCAGCAGCGACAGCGAGUCCGCCGUCGUUGAAGUGUACCCGCAGCACCCAGCACGCGAGGCCAACAGACAAAAGAGGAAAAAGCGCAAACAAAGACAGGCCAUGCAGCGGGCGAAGCUGCGUAAGAGGGACAAGGUAGCUGCCGAAGCUCCUGAGUGGUUGUUCAGCCGAUAA